GAUGAGCUCUUCACAUUCAACUUCAACUUGUUGGUAAACCUUGAAGGAAAGCAGGUCAUCCAUGCUUUAAACAAGACCUGCUCUCCUGCUCUUCGCUGGUCUCCCAGAGAGGUUAUCUGUGAGGUGAACUACAUGGAAGUGUCUGUGCAGAGGGAAGUUGCUUGUGUACCUGAAACAAACGGGGAUGUCUGGAAUGUCACUUUGAAACGUGCGUAUUCCCCAGUCCCCUCACAGUGGCAGGUGAUGUUCCAGAGAGAUGGGGACUUGUUAUCACCCAUGAACCUCUCGGAAGCUCGUAAGCAAGGCUACGUUAUUAAGCUUACAGAUAGAAGGGUUGUAUUGCGUACAGCAUAUGGACAACCUGAGUCAUUCAGCGUCAAGGUGAAUGGUGUUCCAGUAGAGCUCGUCCAUGCGACUCUGCUCUCCAGACAGGGCUGGUUGGUCUUCAUGGUUGACCUGGUGGCUGCUUGCUCCAUGCAUGAAGGACUGUAUGACAGUGGCUACAUAACGUGGGAGACUCCACAGGCGCUGUAUCCGAGGCUCGACAGCGCACAGAUCAGUGUUGGACUCAAUGGGGAACUGAUGAUGCAGUCAGUUGCUGAGAAGAGAGGCUACAUUGUGGACAACCGCAACACCACAGUCCACAUCAGCAUUCCUUAUAAUGCUGAUGGAGGAUACAGGAAGAGCCUUGUGUCUGGAGAACUCUACGAGUACUACAUCUUGCAUCUGUAUGUGGAGCAAACCUCACAGAAAAAGGACCAUAUCGACACUAGACUUCGUUUUCAUGGGACACUUGUCACUCCCCUCCUUCUGCACCCAGUUUUUACUGAAAAUAGAACAGUUCUUGAGGAUCGUACAUUCACAGUGUACCUCGGAGAUGUCCCUGAAGACGUCAAGUUGGCUGCCGUUCAUGUGAACGGACACCUGACAAACGCGAGUGUCCACACCAUUGUGAAAGUUGUUCAACCCAACAACACCCAUGGCUACACUCUGAAGGUGCCUUUUGAUGAUCCUGUUGUGACACAACAGGUAAAAAGACUUUAAUUCUGUCUCCAUCAGCAAAUCCAGAUGUCUGACUGGUCAUACACCUUGUAUAAUUAAUUAAUUUUCUAUCUUCUAGUUCUGCAAAGAAAAUGCAACAUUGCUGUACAGGCUGGAUAUCAAUUAUACACUGACUGUUGAGCCUGAAAGUAACUCUAUUUACCAUGUAGCAUCAGUUAUGACAUUAAUGGA
Molecule: messenger RNA, 1233 nt
Organism: Acanthochromis polyacanthus (spiny chromis)
Lineage: Eukaryota; Metazoa; Chordata; Actinopteri; Pomacentridae
Exons: 7
Coding region: 133-1044 (303 amino acids)
Source: RefSeq, a predicted model, not a curated record